GGGGUGAGGGAGAAAGAGAGGCGCAGACCGACGUCCGUUAGCAGUUUAGUCGCCGGUCACUCGGCUGAAAACACGGAUCCAUUACAUCUCUAACGGAACCGGACAUUUAAACUAGUUUCAGCGACAUGUUUUUAGCUUAGCUGCGUUCAAACUACAUGUAGCCUACCGGCUGUACCGACACUUCUGCGGGAGGCCGACAGAUAGAUAGGCAGAUAAAUAUAUACAUUUCGGAGGAAGAGGAGGAGAAACCGGAGCGAGGAGGAGGAGAGAACCGAAACAGGAGGAGGACGACGGAGGGGAAGGAGAGGAGGCUGGAGAGAAAAAGGGAGGAUUUUUUGGGGGGGAGUUUGGCGUAGUGUUAUUUGUUGGGCUCCUCUCCUCCAGCCUUUUCCCCUGUCUGGAGAAAAAGCCUAAUGGUUGACUUCAGGAGGCUUUAAAUGAACUUGAUGGGUGUUUUAAACGCCACCGCCAAUGUCUCCUGUACAUGUAACUGCAAGCGCUACACCUCCCUCCAGAGCAUGGAAAUCACCCAGCUGGAGUUCGUCCAGAUCCUGGUGAUCGUGGUGGUGAUGAUGGUGAUGGUGGUGGUCAUCACCUGUCUGCUGAACCACUACCGCCUAUCAGCUCGCUCGCUGCUCUCCAGACACGCCCCCGCCCGCAGGAGACACCUGCCACUGGCCAGCGAGGGGAGUCUGUGGUCUUCUGACGGCACGGGGACAAACAGUGGUCUAAAUGAGCACCAGGUGUACAACCCCCGGCCCCCAGACAGAGGGGCCUCGUCCUACCUGCAGCGGGACCCCCAGCCUCAGCCCCCGCCCCAGCGCUUCCAGCACUCCUUCGCCCCGACGCGCUUCCAGCCGACGUACCCCUACCUGCCGCAGAGCCUCAUCGACCUCCCCCCCACCAUCUGCCUGUCGGACGGGGAGGAGCCCCCCCCGUACCAGGGGCCCUGCACGCUGCAGCUCCGAGACCCCGAGCAGCAGAUGGAGCUGAACCGAGAGUCGGUGAGGGCCCCGCCCAACAGAACCGUGUUCGACUCCCACCCUCUGCACCCGUCACGCUCCUGUCUGCAGGCCAGUCUGCAGGCCCCUCCUCCCAGCAUGCACUCUGGCAUCAGUGUGUUGGAAGCCCAGGAGUCCCGGCAUCAGAAGCAGGCCACUCGAGUGGAAGGAGCCCCCCCGACCUACAGCGAGGUGAUCGGGCACUACUACCACCCGACGUCCCUGCCCCCCAGCCACAGCCAUCGGACUGUUUCCUCCUCACAAGCCCCGCCCCCCACGUUCAUACACGGCCUGCUGCGACCUCCACACCCGCAGCAAGGGAGCGUGGACAACAGGAACGCCAGGAAUACCAAGGAGAAAUCCCAGAAGCCCCAGCAGGUGUGACAGUACCGCUUCCUUAAAAAAUGAAAGAAUUGAUUUUGUCUGCUUGGAAGUGGUCAGUAGCCAAUGAGGAACAACGUGGUAAAAAUCCACUCUGAUGGUAAUUUGUAGUGAGGUCAGUUUCCCCACUUCAUGGAUCUCCUUUAGGUAAGAACACAUGGAAACCACAUCACUCCUGCAGAGCACAGUGGCAGGAGAACAUCUGGCUCUUCCUGUUCCACACUUCCUAUUUCCUGUCUGAGGAGCACUUCAGAUGAUGAUGUCAGAGAAGAAGGGCAGAGGGUGCAAAGGGAAGCCUCCUUCUUCCCUUGACGCCUCCCUCCUCCAUUAGACUGAUCGUACUAGUCUCCAUUCAUUAUAAAUAUUUUCUUGUUUUGUUUGUUCCUAUAGAACCUUUUGUUUGUUUGUCUUUUUCGCGCUUACAAAAAAUCUUUCUAUCCAGGCAAAUGGCGAAAUGUUGCAAUCUUCUUGGUUCUUCCAGGUUUUUGUUUUGAUUUCCUAGUGAUAAUCCCCCCCUCGCUGCUUUGACUCCAUUAUGUUCUUUGUCAAAUGUUAGCAGCAACUCCUGCAUCUGGCUUUAGCUGUAUCACUGGGACACGUUAGCACGUUAGCAUAUUUCCAAGAGUUUAGAUUUAGUUAGCGUUAUCUGAACCUAGCUUAGCCGUCAUAGCACAUCGCUCAAAGUCCCCGAGCUAAACGUUUCUGCCUUAUAUCGACCGAUGCAGGAGUUGUUAUGUUUUCUAAAGAAGGUUUGCACAAAGUUCACGACUGUUCAACACAGAAAAAAGGAAUCCGCAAUAUGAUUGAUAAAGGAGAAAACGGAGAAAAGUAGGGGUAUUUUUCUAAACUUUAUAGAUUCUUAUCGUUAAGAUAUUUAUUUUCUGUUUUACAUGUUGUCUAGUUUUAGAAAAAGGAAACAUCAUGAAUCUGUUGGGGUGCCAACUUUCACAUUUUGCUACAUACAUGUAUUACAUUUUGAGUUUAUAUACGAACACACGUAUGCAAACGGAGAGCGAAGUUAAAAGCACGAAUUGAGAGUUAUUUAUAUAAAUGCUGAAAAGAAUUGCACUAUUUUUUAGUAUGAGCAGAUGGAACGUGUGAGAGAGACUUUUACUUUGAAGGAGCUCUGUCAAGUGAGGCGUAAUAUAAAAAGAGAAAAGGUGGAUUUACCAGAGGGGCGGUGCACAGCAGCAUGUAUCACGGAAACAUAUCAGAUUCUGACUUUGGAUCAACCGACUCGGAUACAUUACCGUACCAUUGAUAUCAAAACAAAUAAAUCCCUCAUUUAUGCAAAUAUCCGAGUCCUGCGAGCCAACCACGAGUCAGCCUUCAACCUGUUGGGCCCAAUCAGAAACUCUGCUUGUAGCUCUCUCUCUUCCUAUUGGCCGAAUCGUUAGCCAAUCCCAAAGCUGGCUUGUCGCUAUCUCGACCAAAACGAGCCACCAGUUUUCUCACGUUAAUCAGACUUUUUCACAAACAAACGUCUGACCUAAUCACGACGCUGUGUUAUGUAACAGGAGAGUAGUUUCAUCCUGCUGUGUUCUCUUAUUUUAUUUUAGGAUUAUUGAGUGAGAAGAGAGAGAUAAUGCAGAUCAAAGUGACACCUAACGUCCUCUUCGUGUUGCGUUACUUAAGGAAGGAAGCCAUGUCGCCCUAGACAAAUGAUACGCUGACUGUGCACUGCUGUGGCCGCACACACACCAACGUUUUCUUUUGAAAUCUGUCUUUUGAACGCACACACACACUCCCCUUCUGGUAAGGUUUUCUCUGUUGCAGGCAUCGCUGAGCACUUUACUGCACCAGGAAAGAGUCAACAAUCUUCUGUCAGCCAGCAGCAGCCGAUCAAAGCUACAGUAGAAACCUUUCAUAUCGUAGGAUAGACUUUAGACCCACACUUGAAAAGAUGCAAAGAGUUGUGCUCCAAGACUUGAAAUCCCUUACAACAAAUGAUAACCCCACUACCUGGACCCAGUGACUUAUUAUCAAUAAAGCCAGACCUGGGUAUCAAAGAGUUUUCAUUCCCAUACAAUGAAGAGUUUCAGUACCAUGACAAACAUAAAAAGAAAUACGUUUGUGUUUUUAUACAAAACUCUUAUUCAAAAAUCUAAUUAGUAAAUUGAUUUGCACCAUAAAAAUAUCAAAGUUUGAUACUCAGUCUGGCUUUUCAAAGUUAUUUGAUGUAUUCUUUUAUUUGACUCCCUUCCUUCCUUGGUGGAUAUUUCCCUCUUGUAGCAUAACUCUUAGUGUGUAACGCAGCAGAAGAUGAGUUGUCUCAUAUUAAACACACUGAAGUGUUGAAAAGUGACACGAGUGUUUACAGCGGCUCUUCUUCUGUCAUCUCUUUAGGAGCGCGGGGCUAAAGGUCAAACUAACGUAGAAGAUUAGGACGUGAAGACAUUUGUAGUUUUUGAGUGUUGAAUUGAGUUUAUUUGAAUUUGUGUUGAUGUGAGGCUUUAGUGUCCAGUCUUUAUGCAACAGCGCCCUCCGCAGGGACCCAACCAAAGCACAGCCAAAACUCCCGAAGCUGACUCAGCGUAAUUUAGUGGAAGAAGAGAGAGUCAGAAGGCCAACAAAGACAUUUUAUAAUCUGAAGCGGUGAAUCUUUUAACACUUAUGACUAUUGUCAUAAGGUCUAUCUGAAGGAUACACUUGUGGGACUCUAAUAACUCUUUCUUAACAACAAUGAACCCUCAUCAAAUUUGAAAAUGUUUUGUCCCUGUUUAAAAAGACAUGGAAGUACAUUUACAAAAAUCCUGAAUUGAACGGUGGAAGUUAACAUUCCUGUUGUUGAACUCAAACUGCUGCAAUACAGAAAAAAGACAGAUAAUCAGAAGUCCUUUCUUCGACUCUCUUCCUCCUUUUGUUCCAGUGUGAUGCACAGUAUAUAUCACAAUGUAAAGAAAUCAAUGUCUUGACCCAAAGCAGCUAAAGGAGUGACGAGUGGAUCAAUCAGAAUAUAAAUCACCUCGUAAUGAGAGUAUAAGCCCCCAAACACAAGUUUAGAUAAUUUAUUAACCCUCCUUCCCUUUCCUUUUAUUUCCUUUCCCUCCAUCAGUAUUAUACUUGUGUUUGGACCAGGUGUUUCCUCUGAAAGGCUUUGGGUCCCUGCAGGGCUGCACCGGGUAUCAAAAGGCUGGACAGGCUCUGAAUAGGGCGUCACAGUAGAAAUAAAUAAUAGAAAUAGUGAUCGUUAUUUAAAAUAAUGUGCCUAAAGGGUGCAUGAGAAGUGAAACCGUGUAGAAUCAGUCUCUCGCUUCAGGGAAACCUGCGCUGGCUGACGAUUCAAAACAAGACAGGAGGAGAGAUGAGGGAAAACAUAAGCCACGCUAUAACUGACUCAUCACGUGCUGCCUACACACACACACACACACACACACACACACACACACACACACACACUCACACUCACACUCACACACACACACACACACACACACACACACACACACACUCACACUCACGCUCACAAAGAGAUGAUAACUAUUGAUUUACUUCCAAUGGGUGAUUUAUUCAUAUACACUGAAAACACUGAAACGUUGUCUUUUAUUAAAUGUAAUGUGUCAACAGAUUUCACAUAAGUGUAUUUCAUUAAAGUCAACGGUUCAGUUUUUUCAGUGUAGAAAUGAUCAUUUAGGGGGUUAAGUAUUCCUUUAAGAGGAGUCGGUUGAGCUUAAUCCACAUUAAAUGUUGUUCAAACACGAAACUAAUCAGGUUUCUGUCUCCUAGAAAUGUGUCAAAUCCAGCAAUAAUCUGUGUGUGUUUAAACUGGGACACAACUCUUUGAUUUAAGCCAGCGUGAAGGCUGAGUGUGUGUGUGUGUGUGUGUGUGUGUGUGUGUGUGUGUGUGUGUGUGUGGGUGUGGGUGUGGGUGUGUGUGUGCGUGGGUGUGGGUGUGUGUGUGUGUGUGCGUGUGCGUGUGCGUGUGUGCCCUGGGAAAGACCUCCAGCUGUCUAGACAAAAACUAAACAAACACACACAGGUGCACCAUCACACACACAUAUCUUUGUUAUUGUGGACCACACAAGAAAACAAUGUAUCCAACACACACACACACACACACACACACACACACACACACACACACACACACACACAGUCCCCCUCCUCCUCUCUGAACGAGCUCUUCCUGUUACCUAGCGAUGCCUGCUAUCCAAUGACAGAGCUCCUCUCCCCCAGCCUUCGCUCCCAUUGGCUGGUUGUUUUUUUGUUGUUUUUUGCUAUGUCGUAAAUGUGCCUGCCUGCGCUGAGACGGGCGAAACGUGAGUGGCUAGUUUGGGCUGUCAAUCAUCCCAGGCCACACCUCCUUACUGUCUCAGAGGAUGCUGAUUGGAUGAUGAUGAUGAGAUUGAGGAUGAUGAAGAUGUUUUUGAUAGAGCGUUGCAAUACACCUACUAUUUGCCUUUUUGAUAAUAUUAGUCAUAUUUUAACGUAGUGUUCUUAAAUGUACGUUUUUUAUUGUUGUUGUUGUUAUUAUUGUUGUUUAUUCACUUGAGAACAAAACAAUUUUUCUUCGAUCCAUUGUCACACCAUUUUUUUCAUUUUGUUUGCGGUGUUAAACUACCUACCACAGGAAAGCUGCAGAGGAUUGAGAGGACGUGUAAAUACAACACUUCUGUUUUCAAAGUGCCAUUUGUAGUUUCAAGAGCAAACCAUUCGUGCACUCAUUUCAUUCAGUCCUGAGGUCAAAAUGCACUCAUUGCAUGUAAACAGGAAGUUCCUGUGCUCUACUUCCUGAAUCAUCAGCUCUCCUCCCCCGGCCAGCGUCUACAUGUGUGCCUUCUGCUGGCCGGGGGGGCGGAGACUCCCCUCUGCAAUGACCCCCUCAAUACUCUGUAAUAAUACUGUUGCCUUUUGACACCGACAGCACCAACAUAUUCAUCAAAUACUUCAAAAAACACGGCCAGGAAGUAUGGAAGUCUAUUCGGGGCAGGAAAAUAUUAAAAAACUAUACUUAGAAAUGUAAACUCUAUUGUUGAUAACUUGGUAACUCUGUAAAUGAACAAUGCUAACAAACAUCUGCUGAAGACGUUUUCUAUAAAAGCUCACAAAGCAGCACAUAGUUGAUGGAUUGUUUUAGAUAAGAAAUACUCAAAAAGAGGAUUUACUAAGGGGGAAUUGUGAUUUUGUCAAAACUACUAGAUUUGCAAUCUUUUUUACUAUGUCAUAAUAUUGACAACAACAAAAGUUGCAUCUUUGAAUUAGUAUCUGAUACAUUUAAGUAUUUCAUUUAUUUUAUUUAUCUUGCAUAAGAUUAGCUUUUUUUCUCUUUUCUUGGCACAAAUGGGCUUCCAUAGCGAUACAAGUUUCUUAUGCUGCGUUCCAGAGAAAGUCGGACCCUUCAAACUGUUGUUAUUUUCCACAUUCUUUCAUGUAAGGUUGAAGUAACUAUGACCUACCAGUGCACAUGUGUAUUGUGUUUCCGACAUGCAAUGGAACGCAACAUAAGAAACAACGUCACAAGUGAAAUACACAGAAAUAAGUCUCCGGCCUCAAACACAUUAAAGACAUUUCCAAAGAAGGAAUCAUCCUAAACCCGACUCUUGGACAAGAGUUACACCUGACUUGAACUUUCUUUCUUUUUUUUGGGUUAAACACUUUGCUUUACAAUUUCCAUUUUCUCCAGUUCCUGUAACUCUUCAAAAGUCUUUGAGUACACAAUAACACACAUACUUGUUUUAAAGAGGAGCGGUGCUGGAGAAAAGAAGGUGUGAAAGAAGCAGUUUUCCUCCUUUGUGUUCUUGCUCAUUCUGCCUCUUUGAAUCAGCGCUGCGCAGCGCCUUUCCUCUCACAAUGUUGAAGAAAAUAUAUGAAAAAACACUCUUUUUUUGUUGCAAUAUGUGUGCAUAUUUAAGCAAAACCUCAAUAUCUUACAGGCAGUGACUAUGUAGAAGUCUUCCACCUGUUGUUCAGUUUGAUCCUGCAAGCAUCUUCAAAAUGUAAUGUGGGACAUGUAGUUCAUUCUGGUUUCAGUGUAGAAAAGGUUCAUCCUUCCUUCCCCUGAAGUGGAAGGAAGGUGGAGUUGAAAUCUGUUCACAGCAUGGCUCACACUCUUAUAUACAGGCCUACUUAUCCUCAAUGGUAAUAACUGCUUACUUGUGUAUUAAAACCUGUUCUUUUAUUUAUAUUGGGUGGUCUACGUGCUGCAAGGUUUGUUAUGUUGUUGUUGUUGUUCUUCUGUUUGUUUCAAACUGAAGACAAUGGUUUAUCGUUGUUGUCACAGAACAUGGUAUGAAUCGGACACAUUUCAGUUAGCCUUCGAUUUAAUGAAUAAAAAGUUUUAUAAAUAUG
Messenger RNA from Trematomus bernacchii (emerald rockcod), 7670 nucleotides. It is a transcript of the gene pmepa1, whose product is annotated as prostate transmembrane protein, androgen induced 1. NCBI's taxonomy places the organism in Eukaryota, Metazoa, Chordata, Actinopteri, Perciformes, Nototheniidae. The coding region runs from base 438 to 1385 and encodes 315 amino acids. The transcript is spliced from 5 exons. Gene Ontology annotation, molecular function: R-SMAD binding. Gene Ontology annotation, biological process: negative regulation of transforming growth factor beta receptor signaling pathway. The record is from RefSeq and is a predicted model, not a curated record. Gene Ontology annotation, cellular component: Golgi membrane; early endosome membrane.